Chinchilla lanigera (long-tailed chinchilla) is the source of this 846-nucleotide messenger RNA. It is a transcript of the gene Birc7, whose product is annotated as baculoviral IAP repeat containing 7. The coding region runs from base 1 to 846 and encodes 281 amino acids. The transcript is spliced from 5 exons. Lineage: Eukaryota; Metazoa; Chordata; Mammalia; Rodentia; Chinchillidae. Gene Ontology annotation, cellular component: nucleus; cytoplasm. The record is from RefSeq and is a predicted model, not a curated record. Gene Ontology annotation, molecular function: cysteine-type endopeptidase inhibitor activity involved in apoptotic process; ubiquitin protein ligase activity. Gene Ontology annotation, biological process: positive regulation of protein ubiquitination; regulation of cell cycle; negative regulation of apoptotic process.
AUGGGGCCUGAGGGCAGGACCAAGUGCUUGCGCUGUGACCCAGAGCCAGACUACUGGGCAGCUAGCAAUGACCCUGGGCAAGAGCAGCAUGGACAUCCCUGUCUGUGCUCCCGUGUCCUGUACCAGGACCAUGUGGAUGGGCAGAUCCUGGGCCAGCUACGCCCCCUGACAGAGGAGGGUGAGGAGGAGGGGACAGGGGCCACCUCGUCUGUGCAGCCUGCCUUCCCUGGGAUGGGCUCCGAGGAGCUGCGGCUGGCCUCCUUCUGUGACUGGCCACUGGCCACUGGGGUUCAGCCCGAGCUACUGGCUGCUGCCGGCUUCUUUCACACAGGCCAGCAGGACAAGGUGAGGUGCUUCUUCUGCUGUGGGGGCCUGCAGAGCUGGGAGCAUGGGGAUGACCCCUGGACUGAGCACGCCAAGUGGUUCCCCAGGUGCCAAUUCCUGCUCCAGUCCAGAGGCAGGGGCUUCGUCCGCAGCGUCCAAGAAGCUUACUCCCCUCUGCUCAGCUCCUGGGACCUAUGGGAAGAACCAGAAGAUGCGGCCCCUGCUACCCCCUCAGCCUGCACAGAGGGGGGCCCGUGUCACAAGCCUGCCCCCUUGAGUAGGCGUCUGAGCCCAGCCCCUGAGCGUGCUGGUGGUCCUCCAUCCCCGACAGCUGGAGACCCGCAGGAGCAGCUGCGGCGGCUGCAGGAGGAGAGGCGGUGCAAGGUGUGCCUCGACCGCUCUGUGUCAGUUGUCUUCGUGCCAUGCGGCCACCUGGUCUGUGCAGAGUGCGCCCCCAGCCUGCAGCUGUGCCCCAUCUGCAGGGCGCCCAUCCGCAGCUGCGUGCGCACCUUCCUGUCCUAG